CAUUGAGAUUGAUUACAUUUUUGCUCAGAAUUGUCUUUCACCUAAAUUCAGAUCUUCAUCCGGGCCGCCCAAGCUUUAGGACAAAAUGUCGGCCGAGAAAAGACCCGCGUCGGACGCGUUUGGGUCUUCGCAAAUGAUUGUCAAGCGACAACGCUCCAACGGCGAUCUGAGUGGAAGCAAUGCGGUAGCGGUAGUAAAUAGCACUGCGCAGGAUGGCGCACUUAUUCAGGCUGUCCCCAGGACAAGCGGUCUGCAGGCGCCGAUUUUAGAAUUGACCGGUCAUUCUGGCGAGGUAUUUGCGACGAGAUUUGACCCGACAGGACAACAUAUUGCGUCUGGUUCAAUGGAUCGAUCAAUUAUGUUAUGGCGAACAUACGGCGAAUGUGAAAAUUAUGGCAUAUUAAACGGACACAAAGGAGCGGUUCUAGACCUGCAAUGGUCGCGAGACUCUCGUGUUGUUUACUCUGCUUCGGCCGACGCCAUGCUCGCAAGCUGGGACCUGGACACCGGACUACGGAUACGGAGACACGUAGGACACGAGGAAGUGAUUAAUUGCAUGGACGUUAGCAAACGGGGCGAGGAAUUAUUAAUCAGUGGUAGCGACGACGGGUCCAUUGGGAUCUGGGAUCCACGGCAAAAAGAAGCCGUCGACUACAUUGAGACCGAAUUCCCCGUCACGGCCGUAACGCUGUCCGAAGCCGGCAACGAGCUCUACUCUGGCAGCAUCGACAAUGACAUCAAAGUAUGGGAUCUCCGAAAGAAGAGCGUCGCAUACACCAUGAUAGGACACACCGAUACCAUUACCUCUCUCCAAAUCUCCCCCGAUUCGCAGACCCUGCUCUCCAACUCUCACGACUCAACUGUCCGCACGUGGGACAUACGUCCUUUUGCGCCCACGGACCGACAUAUUCGCACAUUCGACGGCGCGCCAACGGGCCUAGAAAAGAACUUGAUUCGCGCAAGCUGGGAUCCCCAGGGCCAGAAGAUUGCCGCAGGUAGCGGCGACAGGAGUGUUGUUGUCUGGGAGGCUGCCACGGGCAAGCUUCUGUACAAGCUGCCCGGCCACAAGGGUACCGUAAAUGACGUGCGCUUUUCUCCAACCUCUGAACCAAUCAUCGUCUCCGCCUCAUCAGACAGAAACCUCAUGCUCGGCGAAUUAGGCAAAUAAACAAAAAAGCAACCGUUUCAUUUUCCGUCUCUGUCCAUUUGACCCCAAAUCCGCAUUCCCAUUUCCAAUUUUUCUUUUCCAAUCUCCAUUUUUUUUUUCUAAGUGAUACAAUGCGUUGUGCCUCGGGGUUUUUGUCAACUUUAUAUCAUUACUAUCAUUGUAUUGUACAUAUACUUAUUCCAGGCCUCUUGCUACCACCAAAAGAAGAGAAUCAUCUAAAGAAUACAUACUACUACAUCCC
This is a messenger RNA of Xylona heveae TC161, 1409 nucleotides long. RefSeq names its product Ca2+/calmodulin-dependent protein kinase. Gene Ontology annotation, cellular component: catalytic step 2 spliceosome. Bases 86 to 1168 code for a protein of 360 amino acids. Gene Ontology annotation, molecular function: protein binding; RNA binding. The transcript is spliced from 6 exons. The record is from RefSeq and is a predicted model, not a curated record. NCBI's taxonomy places the organism in Eukaryota, Fungi, Ascomycota, Xylonomycetes, Xylonales, Xylonaceae.